UUUGAAUUUUGUUAGACAACCGACCACCUUCCAUUACGUUAUCACCUGAAGUGAUAAGGGUUACCGCUGGUCAAAUGAUAAAAAUAAACGUCACAGUUACUGAUCUUGACAACGACCCAAUAACAAAGUUAAUGGUCAACGGACUUCCAGCACAGGGCGCAGUCUUUACAAACACAACUCCUACUGGCGUUCUUACCUGGACACCGCCUGUUAACUUAACGACACUCACUGUGACUUUUGUGGCUACAGAUUCCAAAGGUGCGGCAACUACUUCAAGUCCUUCCAUUCUCUACUGUGACUGUAAGAACAAUAAUACUUGUAAUUUUGAGACCAUUGAAGAGACUUACGCAAACAGCUCCGUACAACUGGUUGGAUGUAACUGCACAGAUCAGUACACAGGAGACCAAUGUGAGACGGAGGUCAACCCGUGUGACGAGGGUGCAUGUUAUGACAACGUCACGUGUACCGUGAUAAGGAAUCCAUUUGGUCGCAGAUGUGGACCCUGUCCUGCUGGUCUUGAAGGGGAUGGUAUAGUUUGCAACGAUUUUGACGAGUGUAUUAAUUCUUCGAGAAACAAUUGCACCGAAAUGAGUGAAAACUGUGUCAACACAAUUGGUAGCUUUAGAUGUGAUUGUAAACCUGGAUAUGUUCGAAAUGCAAAAACCAAGAAAUGUGACGAUGUUAAUGAGUGCAAUUCGCAAUUUGCGGACAAUUACAAAUGCAAGACCAAUACAGACUGCAAAAACACCAAUGGAAGUUACAGUUGCUCUUGUAAAAAAGGAUUUAAAGGAGAUCCACUCGUAGGAUGCUCAGAUAUCGAUGAGUGUAAUGGUGCAGACAGAAUAUGCUUCGGCUUAUGUGAAAAUUCAGUUGGUUCAUUCAACUGCUCAUGCUCUGCUGGAUACAAAUUGAAUACGGAAAACAAAACAUUAUUAUCAUGCGAAGAUAUCGACGAGUGCAAGUUUUCGACGGACAACAACUGCGAUCAAGUCUGCGUUGACAAUGAAGGAUCGUACAAUUGUACGUGCAAAUCCGGUUUUAAGCUUGGAAACGACGGCUCUUCGUGCGUAGUUAAGACUGAAAAUAAGUGUGAUAGCACAAAUGGCGGCUGCGAGAGACUGUGUACGAAUUCAUCUGGUACGGUGACAUGCCAUUGCCCACGUGGUUUCAACCUGUCAAGCGACGGUAAAAGUUGUAUGGAUGUGAACGAAUGUUUGACAAGCAAUGGUGGGUGCAGUCAAAACUGUACCAAUUACGAUGGGUCAUACAACUGCUCUUGUCGCAGUGGUUACAAGCUUAAAGGCGCGAGAAUGUGUGAAGGUUUGUAUUCACUCAAAUCACACUAUAGCCUGAAUAGUGGCUCCUCGUCCACAGGGAUCCCAAGAGGGCCGCUGCGCAGGCUAACUAUAAUAUAGAGCGAAUCUUCGAAGCCCUGUAGGAACCUGCUAUUUAGUUAGUUUGAUUGGUUGGCUUGACUAGUUUAGGUAGCCAAUUUGAUAUCGGCUGUCCUUACUAGGAUGACUGAGACUUGGCUAGUUGUUU
Molecule: messenger RNA, 1542 nt
Organism: Exaiptasia diaphana
Lineage: Eukaryota; Metazoa; Cnidaria; Anthozoa; Actiniaria; Aiptasiidae
Product: fibulin-1
Exons: 8
Coding region: 75-1415 (446 amino acids)
Molecular function (GO): calcium ion binding
Source: RefSeq, a predicted model, not a curated record